Molecule: messenger RNA, 157 nt
Organism: Dovyalis caffra
Lineage: Eukaryota; Viridiplantae; Streptophyta; Magnoliopsida; Malpighiales; Salicaceae
Source: the annotation of a GenBank genome assembly
AUGCUCAUUAAAGCAUGGGAGAGUGGUGUGUAUGGGUGGCUAGUGAAGGAGGUGUGUGGAGGCUAUGGUGGGUUGUCGAGGAGGCUCGUGGUGGUGAUGGCUACUAAGAUUAUGUCCGACAAAAAAGACAUCUUGAUCCGCACUAUAACUACAUCCG